AUGCGUGAUACACCGAAAGCCUCGGCAGCACUCAGUCUGACCACGAACAAGAGCACGAUCACACUACCGUUAAAAGUGAAUUGCCCCAGUCCAAUGGAUGUGGCGCCGAUCAGUGGUGCUGCUGCCGCGACGGUCACCCUGUCCAACUCGUCCACCACAACAGAUACAACCACCACUACCACCACAAUGACCACCACGGAUGCAAUUGGACUGAAUAUGUUUCACUCAUUCGAAUCGGCAAUGACCAAGAGUCGAAAGUUAAACUUUCGUACACAAAAUCGACAGUUGCAUUGCAGCAGUUUUCCCGAAGGUUCCGAUGCAGACAUGCGUGGAUCCGAUACGGAACAAGGUCGAACGAAUGGCACAAAAUACACACCAUUACAUCAGUCCAUUGGGUCCACAGAAUCCGUGUCGUCCACUGGUCCUCAGACAGACACGAACCAAGCAGACUCAGAUCGUCCGAAAGAUCCGAAUGGUACGGGAAAACAAUUGACACCUAUGGAAGUACGUGAAAGACUAAAGAAUUGUGUUUUAAAUAAGCGUCGAAAUCGAGAACUGGAAGCGGCUUCUGCACAAAAAUCUAAAACUGAUUUAACAGAACCGGAUAAUCGGAGUUCACAGCCUCAAAUAACCUCUGACAAUACAUCUGGUUCCGGACAAAAGCCUCUGGUAUCCAGUGGUUCUUUGGACCGUGGUCUUCUUCCAAUGCCAGCGGAAUUACGCGCUCACAGUCAGACCUCUGAGAGACAACUGUCAGUGGGGUCUGACUAUGGUACAUCAAAGCCUUUCCCCCAGGUCGAUCCUCUGAUGAAUUCACUUAUCCGUUCUCCCAAAGAUCCAUCGGCAGACAGCGGUAAUAUAAGCUAUGAAUUUGAACCCGCUGCGCAGAAUUCCGUGAAUAACGGUCAACCGACCGAAGAAGAACAAGGUCGGAAUAAGGUCGUUCAACAAUUACGGAAAAAAUUACUUGAGAGAUCGGAAUUUGUCAGCGCUGAUCGUUCAGAUAUUAACGCCGCGAUGGACUCUGCACCCGGAUCGACAACUGCAUACAGAGGCAUCAAUCCUUUACUGGAACGAACUGCAUCCAGUCCAGUUGUGAAUAUGACUGUCACGUCGCGAGCAGAAUAUCCCAUGCAAGAUUCCAGUUUCACCACCGUUUUGGCCUACGAUUUGGGCAUGCUCACUCACCAGUGCACGUGCCAAUCGGAUUCCAAUCACCCGGAAAAUCCUCUCCGCCUGAUAUCGAUCUGGCAACGAUUACAAGCUACUGGUUUGGCAUCAUUGUGUCACCAUCAACCAGGUCGAAGAGCAUCACUGGUCGAGUUACAAUUGGCCCAUCGAGAUGUUUACACUAUCCUGUUUGGUAGCAAUCCAGCCAGUCGUUACCGAAUUGAUCCAUCGCUACUAGCAACUGUUCGACUUUGUCGUCUGGCUUGUGGUGGUGUCGGUGUUGAUUCCGACACGGCUUGGCACACAGCUGGGCAUACAGCACAUGCGGCUCGCCUGGCUGCCGGAUGUGUGAUUGAUCUAGCCUGUCGAGUUCUCCUGGGGCAGUGCCCAAACGGAUUCGCCCUUGUCCGACCACCAGGGCAUCACGCCGAACCGGGGCAGGCAAUGGGAUUUUGUUACUUCAAUUCCGUCGCCAUUGCUGCCCGACGGGCUCAGUGUAUCAGUGCGUCAACCCUUUCUGCUUGUAAUGGACUCAAAAACUUGGAUUUGAACGACGAUCAAAACACAAUAAAAGCAAUGCCGACAGAAGCGAACAAACCACGAAUUCUUAUCGUCGAUUGGGACGUGCAUCACGGAAAUGGCACCCAGACCGUAUUUUAUACCGAUCCAACAGUGCUCUAUAUUUCCCUUCAUCGUCAUGACGAUGGCGGAUUUUUCCCGGGAACCGGAUCCCCAGAGGAAAUGGGAUCUGGACCUGGUUUAGGAUACACUAUCAAUAUUGCCUGGCCCACCGGGAUAACCAUGACCGAUGCCGAAUAUUUGGCUGCGUUUCGGACAAUCGUGUUACCAGUCGCUUUGGAAUUCCAACCGGAUUUGGUACUAGUCUCAGCCGGCUUUGAUGCGGCUCCUGGUCAUCCAGCCAAUCUGGGUGGCUACAAUGUCAGUGCAGCCGCAUUUGGUUGGAUGACUCGAUUACUGUCAAACGAUAAAAUUGCUGGGGCCCGAGUUGUACUCGCACUGGAGGGAGGAUAUGAACUCAAAAGUCUGUGCGAUUGUACCGAAGCUUGUGUUCGAGCCUUGCUAUUGUCUGCACACGAGCGAAUGAUUGGGUCCGAUUCGCGAAUAGACAACUUGCCCCAAUUAAUGCCAUUAUCGGACGAGGAGCGAGAAAAAGUUCCACAUCCAGCAGCUGUGCGCAUCCUGAUGCGCGUGGCACAUUUGCAUUCUGUUCAUUGGGCCUGUUUUCGUGAGCCAUUAGAUCCCCUGUUGAUCUCUGUGCCCGCCUCUGCUUGGCUACCCUCCGGAAUGAACGAACCUGCUGUAAGUCCGAAAUCAGCACCGGUGCAGGCACCCACAACGGCAGCCGUCGAGCAGAGACGUUACGUCAAACCCAUUACGAAACAAAAUCAACUAGACGAAGAAGAUGAUCCUAGUUUGAAUAAUCCACCCACCUUGGGCAGCAUUGGCACAAAUAUGGCGGUUCCUGUGUACGAUGAGGAUACUCCGAUGAAUCUCACUGUUCGACAAACAGUUUCUAUGGAUGAAUCUUCAUCCAAUCUGUCCGUUAUUGGAGCUCCAAUUUCGACUACUGAGAAAGAUUCCAUCUCCGGGUCUGUUGGUAGUUUCGGAAUGACAGAUUCGAACGAAGCGAUCGCCGCGGUGGCCUUGGCUCGACUAGCCGGUUUACGGGUGACCGCCAAUAUUCUACCUGCCAACAUCUCAACAUCAUCCACGAAUCCAAUGGGAACGAAUUGA
Molecule: messenger RNA, 2925 nt
Organism: Echinostoma caproni
Lineage: Eukaryota; Metazoa; Platyhelminthes; Trematoda; Plagiorchiida; Echinostomatidae
Source: the annotation of a GenBank genome assembly